AGUGUAAUUGCUUCUUGCUGGGGGAAGCAACUAAAUGAGUGAUGCAGAGGCUUGUUUCAUUUCUAACAGCAACUUAGAGAAUGAAGUCCAAUGAAGAGUGACCAAAGUGUUUCUUAAUACAGGUUAUCUGUGGGUUGUAUGGAAGGCUAUGCAAACCCAAAGCCAUAGUGGAAAUGUAUCAGAAACUGUAGAAUGUGAACUCUAAGAAGGUUUUGGUCUAAAUUUUGGUUUCCUUUUUGUCUAUAAACAAAUAAGAAGAAAAUGAGAGUCCUGUAGCUGGCAAUGUGUUUGGUUAUCAGUGUGAGGGAAAGAGUAACGGAAAGUUUGGCCAAAAUCUAGGAAAAUACUAACCGAGUUGUAAAUCUAGGUGAGAUGGACCCAUGCAUAUUGAAUUGUCCACGCUCUGUAUGACAUUUGUCAUCACUUUUUUUUUUUUUUGUUUUACACAUGAUAGCAUGUCCAUUAGAAGUGUCCUGGUAAUCCUUCUGUAAAUACUCCUAGUUGUCUCCUUAUACAUGCAGAUUUUAGACCUUGGGUUUGAAGUCUGUAUAAUAUCAAGCAAUAGUUUUUAAGUGCACUCAGUCACUAAUGAAAAGAACUCUGUGAAGGAUAUGGAGUAAACAUCUUCAUGCUCACAUUGCAGAUAACAGACCAGGGUUAAGAAAAGUAAAUAUGCCGUUUAAAGAAAGCAACUUUUUGAUGUUGCUCAAAAACUGAAAUAACGUGCAUAAAUCCUAAUGCGCUGAACUUCACUACUCAGAAGCCCUGUCUGUUCACACGUGCUCUAGGAUUUUCCUGUACAUGGUGAUGAAGUGUUUUCUGGGGAUUUCUAGAAAAAGUGAUUCUUAUGACUUGUUCUGGAAAACAAUAUUUAAAAACAAUUGAAAAGAAUGUGAAAAUGGAGAGUUGGGGCGCAUAUUAAGAGUAGCAUGUGGCAGUAGAUGUGAAAACAGAAGCAGGAAAUCAAUGGCUUCUGCACACUCACACCAAAAGAGUCGCAGUGGCGGGGCCUGCUGGUCUCCUGCUCUGUAUAUCUGUAUACAUGUCCAUCUGUACUUUCAGAUUUUGAAAUUAUUUAAAAUGUGGGCAUCCAUACCUUCAGUCCCACCUACCUGGCCCCACACCACACAUAGCUGUACAUGGAAACAGACCUGAGGGAGGUUAGGUGUUUCCUGUUUGUAGUUAUUUUGCUGUAGACAGCACCUGAAAGUUUGGUUCUCUGUUUGCUUGCUUAUUGUUUGUUUUAAGAAGUGAGGGCUGAUUUUUCCCCAAGGCUGUGGCUCUCGAGUUAUUUUGAUUUGUUUGUAUGAUCUUUUAGACCUUUCACUUGACUAUGCUUCUCAGCCAGCAAAUCUUCAGUUCCCUCACAUAAUGCCACUUCCCGAAGACAUCAAAGGCUCUUGCUUCCAAGGUGGGAAUAAACGGAACCAUGAACCCUUUAUUGCUCCAGAAAGAUUUGGAAACAGUAGUGUGGGCUUUGCCAGUAACUCCCAUUCCCAAGCGCCAGAGAAAGUGACGCUUCUUGUGGAUGGCACACGUUUUGUUGUGAAUCCACAGAUUUUCACUGCUCAUCCGGAUACCAUGUUGGGAAGGAUGUUUGGACCAGGAAGAGAGUACAACUUCACGCGGCCCAACGAGAAGGGAGAGUAUGAGAUUGCCGAAGGAAUCAGUGCCACUGUAUUUCGCACAGUGCUGGAUUAUUACAAAACUGGUAUCAUCAAUUGUCCCGAUGGCAUCUCUAUCCCAGACCUUAGAGACACAUGUGAUUAUCUCUGCAUUAACUUUGACUUCAACACCAUCCGAUGCCAAGAUCUGAGUGCUCUGCUGCACGAACUGUCCAACGACGGGGCUCACAAGCAGUUUGAUCACUACCUCGAAGAACUCAUCCUGCCCAUCAUGGUCGGCUGUGCCAAGAAAGGGGAGCGGGAGUGCCACAUCGUUGUGCUGACGGAUGAGGAUUCUGUGGACUGGGACGAAGACCACCCUCCACCCAUGGGGGAGGAGUAUUCCCAAAUUCUUUAUAGCUCUAAGCUCUACAGAUUCUUCAAGUAUAUUGAAAAUCGGGAUGUUGCAAAAACAGUAUUAAAGGAACGGGGCCUGAAAAACAUUCGCAUUGGAAUUGAAGGUUACCCUACCUGUAAAGAGAAAAUUAAGAGGCGGCCUGGGGGUAGAUCUGAAGUCAUCUAUAACUACGUGCAGCGCCCCUUUAUCCAGAUGUCAUGGGAAAAAGAAGAAGGGAAAAGUCGCCACGUGGAUUUCCAGUGUGUUCGAAGCAAAUCCCUCACGAAUCUGGUAGCUGCUGGGGAGGAUGUCCUGGAGGACCAGGAGAUCCUCAUGCACCACCCACCGCAGGUCGACGAGCUGGACCGGCUGAAUGCCCCACUCGCUCAGAUGGCUUCUAACGAGUUUCAGGACUGAGGCCUGUGGCAGGGUCCCCCCCUCCCGUCACGGCUGCCCACAGCCAGGACGCCACGUCCUCCCCGUGGUUUGUCUCACCCUGAGCAGGAGACGUGCUUCUCCUGUCCUUUCCCCUAUCCCAGGACUAGGGAGACAAAGAUCGGCUUGGCAGCAAAAGUGGGUGCUGCUGAAACUUCACACAAUCCCAGAAGCAACAGGAGGCCAGGCCUCCCAGCAGUCCUCGUCCUUCAGACUGUCCUGAAUUUUUAUACAAGGCAAACUAAGUAGUAGCAAAGGGACCAAACUUAGAAGACAAUCUCUUAUCUUCUAAAAGCAGGCUGACGGGAUGCUCGUCAGAGGUUCACAAAGAUGCCAUUCCCGAUGGCCUCUCCUGCCUCUGGGGAGAACUUGGCUCUUAACUCAGAACAUCCAAAAGGAAAUUCUUUAGAGUGUAAAUUCUCAAUAGUGCAACAAACAGUCCCAAACCACCCGGGGUUCUUUGGCUGGAAGAAUAGCGAUGGAACCACGUUUAGGAAACCUUUUUAACCUCAAGGACUUUGAGACUAGGAAAACAGAUGAUUUGUUUUUGGACUAAAAUUCAGCUGUAGUAAGAGAGCCUCCUGUAGCAGGGCAGCUGAUUAUCCUGGCUGGGAAGCUGGUGUGAAGCCACAGAUCUUGACACCCCAGGGCAGCUCAUGGCCUUGGGCUUGGCUGGGAGACAGGCAGGAGCUCAGAGCUUUCCAGAUGAGGGCCAACACCAUUCCCAAGUGCUCAGCUUCCCACAUUUAGAUGAUGCCAGGGAGGGGGAACCAUCUGUACAGGGUUGUACAUGGGACUUAUUGUGUACAUUUUUCUCAUACCAUGGCAUUUUUUUUCUAGUUGCAUUAUAUUUGUCUUUUAAAUAGCCAACUAGCUACUCACCCAGUAAGAAAAUAUUACUAAUGUCAUUCCCUAAGGGAGGGUGAAUUGAGAGGAAAUGGAUCAGCUCUAUUAACAGUGCAUGUGGCUGUCCCCCCACAUCUCUCCUCAGCCCAGGGGAGCUGCAGAGCCCUCCUUGAUGUCUCCGUGGUUAUUAAUAGCAGAGCUUAAUUGCAGUACAGAGCUGGAGAGAUGAUUUGGGGGAUUAUAUCCCACUUUGUGAUAGAAGUCGACGUUCUGGUCAUCCACCCUCAGCAUUUACCAUCAGAUUGUGAAGAGGCACAGUUGGUUACCUUGCAUUCUUUAAGAAAGAAUAUGACUGGAUUUUGUAAAUUUCAUUCUGACAUCAUGUAGGAUGAGCCAUUUCAUUUUGUUUACGAGUGUCGUAGUCCCAGUCCUCAAAAACAAGCAGUUCCUGAAAGCUCCUGCUUCCGGGCCGGGCCAGGAGCGCUCCUGGGAAGUGUUCGCUGUGCCCCACACCUCCCACAGCAUGCUGACGAUCACUGGCCUACAUCUGCCGGGUGCCGGCCGGCACUUAGGCUGGGGUUGUUUGUAGCCAGAAGGUAGUUUUCUUUCUGUAAAACCAGUUGGUUCAUGUUGGAGGUCAGGUUGGGUUUUGCCUUUACCAGCACCACACUCGCCCUCAGGAGCGUCUGACCAGCCCAGCAAUUGUUCAAUGGUGCUUCCUUUAAGCGUGAUUUUCAUUGACAUUACAAAGAAAGUUGAAUUAUCUAAUGUUUAUGUAGUCUGCAGUAUGUAUAACUUAUUAGUUUAUGUUAAGCAUUUAAGUGUAAACACACACACUUUGAUUAGUGCUUAAGUAGGUUUAAAAAAAAAACAGGCUAGAUAUCAAAAUAUGGCAUGUACUUGAUCCUUUGUUCUGUGUAACCAAUUAAUUUCCUCAAGCUUUCAACAACUUGACUUCCCAAAAUGGGUUAAAAGGCUUUGGCCCAAACCCAUAAUAUUUAAUUAAGUGGAAGUCUGAAGAGGAGUCUACUGGUGUCAUCAGUGGUGGCACCUCAGGACCAGCUGGGACCGCAGGCCCCUUACUACUGUGCCCCACCUGCGGCCCAGCAUCACUGUUGCUGGAUGGCUCCCCCAGCCUUGCCUUCUUUGUUCCCCGGGUCAGGGCAUUCCAUGAAGGAAAGACCUCUUGUCCUCACAGGAUCAGACAGGGGUGGUUGCAGUCAUCCAAUUAAGAGCCCAUUACUAUGGGCAAGAGGCAUUUCUAAUAAAAGAGGUGGGAUUGGGUUGGUGUUUCUAAGUGCCUAAAUAAGAAAACUGGGUUGUUUCUACAGAAAACAUUUUCGUAAGAAAAUGGUUUUGCCCAGACUGUCUUCCUUAGAACAGCUCAGCAGGCCAAGAUGAAACUUGGAGAUUUAGAAUCUUGAGUUUGUGUCUGCAUCAUAUCAUGUAGAGCUGAUUAGGAAACAGUUGUUGGGAACUGGAAAGCCCAGUGUUAGAUGUGUCAGGUUAGAGUAUUUCUUGAUGUUUCCACAGUAGAGGGAGACAGGAAUGGCAAAAUAUGUCAGGAAGAUAGAAAGGAGCUAGAUUAUGAUACAAUAUGCAAUAGCAACAUUCUUUUAAGCUAAAUUCCAAGAGUACAGUGUGAUUGAUACAGGUCUGUGAAAACACUGCAGAGGAAGCUUGCGCAGGACAAAUGUACUUGGAAAUAGUGUUCCAAGGGGCCUGAGGUAAAAUUUCCAGAGCAAGACUUCAACUCAGACUCUGCAUUACAAUGUGAUCAAGCCUUUUUUGAGUGUCAAUAGAAUGUUAAAAAUCAAGGGACUUUAGUAAUUUGUUAAAUGCCACUUCUUGCCAUCAUUUUGAAACUUCAGAUGGGCACAGGAGUUCAGAAAGCAAACUAGAGGCCUUCAUGGAGUGGGAGCAGCACAGAGCUCCGUGUGGGUCAGCUCUGCCGGGGAAGGAUCAGCACAUUUUCUCCUAAAGGCAAAAUGUGUAGGUUUUGCCUCUUUACUUUGUAUUUACUACAGAAGUUGCACUUGUUCACCUACCAGUGUUUACGAAAUCCUGUAUUGGAGAUUUUUUUCUAUAAUAAAGUACUAUCAUUUGUG
Messenger RNA from Ochotona curzoniae (black-lipped pika), 5390 nucleotides. It is a transcript of the gene KCTD20, whose product is annotated as potassium channel tetramerization domain containing 20. The coding region runs from base 1372 to 2418 and encodes 348 amino acids. Gene Ontology annotation, biological process: positive regulation of phosphorylation. Gene Ontology annotation, cellular component: cytoplasm. The transcript is spliced from 6 exons. Gene Ontology annotation, molecular function: protein binding. The record is from RefSeq and is a predicted model, not a curated record. NCBI's taxonomy places the organism in Eukaryota, Metazoa, Chordata, Mammalia, Lagomorpha, Ochotonidae.